AAGGCGGCUCAGUUCAACCGAUACUCCUAUUGAUCAACUGUGUACCUAGGUAGGUACCUUACCUGGGUACACACAUGACGGAUGUUUUAAUAUUCGGUCAGCGAAACGAAGGCCCUAUAAAGACAUCAACCUCGGUACUCGACAUACCCGCUUCGACGUCCACUGUCAAUGUAUCCAUCUUGAAUACUAGUGGUACAAUCCGCGGUCUCAGCCCUUCCUUCUUCUUCGGGCCCAAAAUCGAAGGCCAUGAAUAUCUCGCGGGGCCUUGUUUUGCCUUCUUGAUUCAGCAUCCCGUUUCAAAACGGACUCUUGUGUUCGACCUCGGUAUUAGAAAGGACAUGGAAAAUCUGCCACCGACAACACGAGCAAAUUUCGAGUCCCUGGGUGUUACCGUAACAGUACCGAAGCACGUCCGUGAAAUACUUGAUGAGCAAGGAGUCGAUACUAAAAGUAUCGAAGCUGUAAUUUGGUCCCAUUCGCAUUUCGACCACACGGGAAACCCGUCCACGUUUGAUCCAAGCACUACGCUGAUCGUCGGUCCCGGAACUAAGAAGGCUGUCCUCCCAGGAUACCCAGCUGACCCGAACUCCCCAUACCUCCUCGAGUCCGACAUUGCGGGCCGCGAGGUGAAAGAGCUCGACUUUUCCAACUCUAAUAUAAAGAUUGGGAAAUUCUCAGCUAUCGACUAUUUUGGUGAUGGUUCAUUCUACUUCCUUGAUACUCCAGGACAUUGCAUCGGUCACAUUUGUGGCUUCGCACGCGUGACUAGCAACCCGGACAGUUUCAUCCUAAUGGGUGGAGACGGAGUGCACCACGACGGCGAGCUGCGACCUAGUCACUGGCACCCCUUGCCGGAUUCCAUCUCGCCGCACCCGUUCAGUCCCGUGAGUGCAGCGCCUUGUCCCGGCGAACUAUUCCAUAAAGUUCUUCGUGAAGGUAAAGAUGAGCCGUUCUACCUCCCAGCAGAGGGUCCAUAUCACGAAGAUACGUCACUAGCGAAAGAGACGAUCAAGGGUUUACAAGAGUUCGAUGCGCACGAGGACAUCUUUUUCGUCCCGGCUCAUGACCAGUUCUUGAUUGGCGUGAUAGACUUCUUCCCGAAGCCUGCUAAUAAUUUCUUGGAAAAGGACUGGGUAAAGAAAUCUCGAUGGUUAUUCCUGGCGGACUUCGCUAAAGCCGUGGGGCAUGAGGGUAAGAUAGAGAGUACUGGAGAUUAUACUCCGCUUCCCAAGAAUAGAUAAGGAGGAUUCGUCAAUAUCUCAUGGGAGAUUAUUCGAGUGUUCUAAGGUAUCGAUAUAAUAGCAGUAGCUUUAUUGACAGAACUACCCGCUUGUACAGACUUUGCAGACAUGGGGAGAUACGCUACCCCUUUAUAAAGUAUUCACGCAGCCACACCAAAUACGUGAUUAAUAAUGCGGAAAUUUAUAUACAUAGAUACGUAAGAUUAUUGUGGUUACAUAUGCUGUUGCACAACGGAAGGCUUGUAAAGAUGAGUUGAAAGUCUUUCGUAUAAAAUAUUUCGUUUAAAUGCCAAGUGUACCCAGGCGAGAAAAUAUUCAUACUUUAUCUGCACAUUUUG
Daldinia decipiens is the source of this 1579-nucleotide messenger RNA. Its product is annotated as beta-lactamase-like protein. Bases 75 to 1241 code for a protein of 388 amino acids. The transcript has 4 exons. Lineage: Eukaryota; Fungi; Ascomycota; Sordariomycetes; Xylariales; Hypoxylaceae. The record is from RefSeq and is a predicted model, not a curated record.